CUGAUGGACCUACAUCAUCAUGAGCGCGUCUUUUAUUUGCAGGCCCUCCCUGCCUCUCCCCUGUGUCAUGCAGCUCUGGGAACGGUGUCCCUAACGUUAAGCCCUGCGAACGCAGCCAUUCACCUUGACCUGCCCACCCCAGCCCCCCACCUCUCUACCAUAGCCUCCGGUGGCUGGUGCUCUCCCACGUCCCCAGUCUGUUCCCGACACAGCAGGAGUGAUGUGUUUGAAAGUGUGUCAGGUCUUGUUGCGUCCAGUGCAUGUGGGAGGUCUCUGUGGUUUGGCUGCUUGGGAAGCUUCCCCUCCGUUUCUAGUCUGCUGAAGGCACUCUGCUCUCUGGUCUUCCCCGUGUCCCUGGAAUGCCCCUGGUCAUCUUUCUGGUCUCAACUUAGUUGUUUUUCCGUCCCCCACCCCCGGACAAGUUCCCUGGGCUGCCCCUUCCCCAGCUCUUGGCCAAGCCUCCGUACCUCCCCCAACCCUACUCCCUCAUUUUCCUAAGCAAGUCAAGGAGGGCAGGGACAUUUUGAAAGAGAGCAAAAUGAGAAGUGGACACAGGGUAACGGGAGCACCAUGGAGGGAGUGACCCAGUUUGCCUGGGAAGGCUUUGUGGAAGCAGGGGCACUUCAGGGGUGUUCUGAAGGAUGAACAGGAGUUUGCCAGGUCUUGAAGGCAGAGGGAGGGUGUUGCGGGUGAUGAGCAGCUUGAACAGGGGUGAAGGUGUGAGAGCUGACGACUUACUUUGAGCAGGUGAGGAGUCCACUCUGGCUAGUAAUGCAGGGUGGUAUAAUGCUUACACCCUGAGAAAGAUGACACCCCAAAGGAGGCCCUCAGGUGCACUUGAAGGGAGCUGGGGUUGCCCCUUCAGCUGAAGGGCACAGGGAGGGGGCAGCAGGAGUGGCUCCCAGGAAGAGGGUAAAGGGCAGGCCAAUCUGUGGCCUCCCUGGGCUGGGCUGGGCAGAUCAAAGGCAGGUGGUGGAAGGCUCAUGGUGCUCCUGGGCAGGCUGAGGGUUUUGAACUUUGUCCUGUGUGCAAGCAGAGGACGGUGUCAGAGCAUGUGAUGAGAGCACUUCAGCUGGUUCUUCCCAGAACAGAGCCCGGGCCCGUGUGUCUGUCUGCCCCGAGAUAGGACAGACGGCAUUGUGGUGGGUGGGAGUGGUUCUUUGUGGAAGUUUGGGUCCCAGUGCCUGAGAAUAAGACUAGCUUUCCACUGGCUGGGACGCUGCUUGUGGGCAGCCCUGAAUUCAUUUGCUACCAUUUUGUGACCCUGGGAGAGGGAUUCCCCAAAUAUACGGGUCUCCCCAGUGGCUACAAGAUGUGCACAUAAAGACAGUGGUGGAGGCUGUCACUCAGCAGAUCUGAAGUCACGUUAGUGCCCUCCCACCCCUUUCCUCCCUUCUCCACUCCUUCACCUGUCCCCUCUGCCCCUCCUCCACCUCUCCUCCUCCUCCACCUGUCCCCUCUGCCCCUCUAACACCUGCCGCCUCCCAACUCCUCCACCUGUCCCUGCCCGUCCUCUGCCUCAACAUCUCUUUCCAAGCUUCCUGGGUUCUUAUUUUCUCCACCCUCUUUUAGAACUUACCAAGUCUUAGAAGGACGACUGCUUCCAGCCUGGACUCAUUAGCUUUUCUUAAACCGCCUGAUGUGGAAUGCCUGCAUGGUCUCCCCGAAGCAUGGUUUCCCUAGAAGUGCCUGAACCUGCUUGGCGAUUGUGAUGUGUCAGAAGGUGGCCUGUCUGGUAGUCCCAGUGAUUUCUGGCUCUCCAGAUUGGGAUGGGCCAUGCUGGACUGAAUAGCACUGGGUCCUUUUGAAGAACUUCUGAUCCCUUUAACUCUGCGGGGGAGGAAACCAUACUCUGGCAUUUGACAUAAGAACAGGCUGAUUUCCUAAUGGGAAGCCGGUUGUGCAGACUGUGGGGAGAGGGGUCCAUGAGGUGGGCUUCUGCACUCUCAAAUGACCUUUUUAAAGAGAAGCAGCUUCUGUGCAUUCCCGUUUUACACAAACGACACUUCCCCCACAACCUGGAUCCCACAGAACAGGGGUCAGCAGUGUCCUGAAAAGGGCCAGACAGUGAGUCUUUCUGGGCCAAGUGAUCUCUGUCGCAACCACGCAGCUCUGUAGGAGUCCUGAGAGCCGCCAGAGGCCCUGCAUACGGGAAUGGGGCAGCUGUGUUCCAGUGAAACUUUAUUUAGAAGCACAGGAGGUGGGCUGCACGAGGCCUCUGGGUUGAGCGGUCCUCUGUUCCCCACAAUGGCCCAUGGUGGCCUGUGAGUACGGCAUGGUGCACGUGGUCUCCGAGGCAGGGGGCCCCAAAGGCAAAGACUACUGCAUUCUCUACAACCCACAGUGGGCCCACCUGCCACAUGACCUUGGCAAAGCGACUAGCUGGUGUAAGCGCCACCCUCCCCAGUCUCUCCUGCAGCUGCGGGACUGGACGGCCUCCGUGCUCUGCUCUGCACCCGACCUCCCCGCCAAAGGCUUCAGCAACCAGAUCCCGCUGGUGGCCCGGGGAAACUGCACCUUCUAUGAGAAAGUGCGGCUGGCGCAGGGUGGCGGGGCCCGCGGGCUGCUCAUCGUCAGCAAGGAGAUGCUGGUCCCCCCAGGAGGCAACAAGACACAGUAUGACGAGAUUGGGAUUCCCGUGGCCCUGCUCAGCCACAAAGACAUGCUGGACAUCUUCAAGAGUUUUGGCCAAGCAGUGAGGGCAGCGCUAUAUGCCCCCAACGAGCCCAUGCUGGACUACAACAUGGUCAUCAUCUUCAUCAUGGCCGUCGGCACCGUCGCCCUUGGGGGCUACUGGGCCGGGAGCCGGGACGUGAAGAAAAGGUACAUGAAACACAAGCGGGAUGACGGGCCCGAGAAGCAGGAGGACGAGGCCGUGGACGUGAGCCCCGUCAUGAUCUGUGUCUUUGUGGUCAUGUGCUGCUCCAUGCUGGUGCUGCUCUACUACUUCUAUGACCAGCUCGUCUAUGUGAUCAUCGGGAUUUUCUGCCUGUCCUCCUCCACGGGCCUCUACAGCUGUCUGUCACCAUUGGUCCAGAGGCUGCCAUUUGGCAGAUGCAGGGUCCCCGACAACAGCCUGCCCUACUUCCGCAAGCGCCCUCGGGUCCGCAUGCUGCUCCUCGCCCUGCUCUGCCUGGCCGUCAGCGUGGUGUGGGGGAUCUUCCGGAACGAGGACCAGUGGGCCUGGAUCCUUCAGGACGCGCUGGGCGUCGCCUUCUGCCUGUACAUGUUGAAAACCAUCCGCCUCCCCACUUUUAAGGCCUGCACGCUGCUGCUGCUGGUGCUGUUCGUCUACGACGUCUUCUUUGUGUUCAUCACGCCCUUCCUGACCAAGAGCGGGAACAGCAUCAUGGUGGAGGUGGCGACCGGGCCCUCGGACUCGGCCACCCACGAGAAGCUCCCCAUGGUCCUGAAGGUGCCCAGACUGAACGCCUCGCCGCUGGCCCUGUGUGACCGGCCCUUCUCCCUACUGGGCUUCGGGGACAUCCUGGUGCCAGGCCUGCUCGUGGCAUAUUGCCACAGAUUCGACAUCCAGGUACAGUCGUCCAGGGUCUACUUCGUGGCCUGCACCGUGGCCUACGGCAUCGGCCUCCUGGUGACGUUCAUGGCGCUGGCCCUGAUGCAGCGCGGCCAGCCCGCUCUCCUCUACCUGGUGCCCUGCACGCUGGUGACAAGCUGCGCCCUGGCGCUCUGGCGCAGGGAGCUGGGCAUGUUCUGGACGGGCAGCGGCUUUGCGAAGGACCUACCUCAGUCUCCUUGGGCGCCAUCUGCAGCCGAGGACCCGCAGCCUCGGAAGGACUCCGACACCGGCCUCCCCCAGCCGCCUCCAGGCGAAGGACUGGCCAAGUGCCCCCCGCCCACGGAGCAGCCCCCGGAAGUGUCUGCGCCCGAGGAGAUGGGGGCCGGAGCCCCCCCGCAGGAGCCCACAAGCCCCGCAGGCCCCACCCCCGAGCCCACGAGCCUGGUAGGCGCCUCGGCCUAGGAGGUGGCGCAGACUCUCAGGCCCUCGGGGCUGUCCCGCCACGCCGAGAGACCCCGAGACUGGACCUGCCCGGCCCCCAACUUGGUGCUCCGGUCUGGCCGAUGUCCCCGCUCUUUCUCCUCGAGCCGAGCCCAGCUGCAGCCCGGACCCUCUCCAGCCCCGCUCCCAGCUCGCGUGGCUGCCACGAGCCCCUGCCCCGCUCUGGCCCACGACGUCACCAUCCGCGUCACGCGAGCGUCCAGCUCCACGGUCCUGCCUGUCAACUCGGUGUUUCCUUGGCAAGGGCAGGAAGCGCCACCUCCGACCGCCCACGGCUACAGAUCGCCCACAUCUGGUGCUUACCACGCUGCCGCUUCCCUCAGGUGGUCGCCCGCGCCACACUGGGCCGGACGCCGGUCGGCAGAGCCCCGUAGUGCAGCCCGGCUGGUGUGCGUGCCGCCGGCUGGCCGGGGUCGGCGGGGGCCGCGCAGGAGCCUCUUCCGUCCGCCCGGGCCGCCCGCAUCUGUGGUCCAGCUUCGCCGCCUGCUAAUAAACGGCCACGACUUGUUGAACUCGGGUGGUGUCGCCUCUUGGGUCUGAGUCUCUGGGACGGCCCUCGUCGGGGCAGCUGGGCGCCCCGUUCACGGGGCUGCGUCUUUCCCGUCAGCUCCGUUCUUUCGGGUUAGAGGGACUGGGGGGUGCCCCCACCCGCCUCAUGACAUCUGCACGCUCCCAACCCCACCCCAGCCCGGCCUCUGGGAACAACACUGGCCAGGCGAGCGCACUUUUUAUUUAAACCACCUGGGAGCUUCUAGAAUGUGGAGAAUAUUCUGGAACUGGCAUUUUGUCUUCUACCUCACUGACAGGGCUCUGCGAACGUCACGACGGGAAUGCUGCAGCAGGACUGGCCGCGGGGCGGCGGCCCCCACACCGUGGCACACGCCGGUCCACGCAGCCUCCAGCCUCAAGCCCAGAAAGCUGUGUCCACUGACGUGACGUGAAGGAACAGACCCCCCGGCCACGCGGCCCAGCUCUGUCCCCCGUCUGUCUGCUGCUCAGUUGCAGACAGCAGGCACGGGGUCAACCAUGAUCCAUUCCAAAAAAUACCAGCGCCAGACAGACUCACUCACAGCCUUUGUUAGCCAUGCUGCUCUAAGGAGGAAUGAUGUUUAUUCCAAAAAAAAAAAGACGUCUUCCACCUGUUUGUGUGUCUCUUAAAACAGCAGGUGACCCGGGAGGGAGACCAGCCGGCCCCAGGGAGCCGCCCGACGGGGAGGCCAGACCGGGGUGCAGGGUCUGAGCGGACCGUCCCCACGUCGACCCGCACGUCCCUCGAAGCCAUUGUGUACGUUGGCGUAGGAGCCAGAAUCUCUCCGUUUUCCGUGUUUGACAAGCGCCGGGGCGUUCGAAGGCGGGUGUUCGUUCCUGGGGUUUCCGCGUGCAGUCUCCGCUCGCUCCUGUUUGAGUCUUACAAUUAAACACAGCUUUUGAGAGCUGCUGCUUGGCCCUCGUCUCCUCCGUGCUGUGGCCCCGGCCGGCAGGGUCGGCUGCGCCGAGGUGUGGGAGCGAGUCCACGGCGGCCCGGCGGGGCUGGGUCCCCAUCCGCGGCGUGUGAGAGUCGAAGGAAGCUUGGCAGCCUGUCGCGGGCCCGUGGACUUGGUGUGAAGAGCUAGCUGGCCGGCGGCUGGGCUCGCCCCAGCACUCGGCGCGGCCACGGCCAGGACGCUGCUGGACAUGGAGAUGUGGAGUCCCACGUGGUUUUCCCAGGUCAUGGAAUAGCCUCCCCUGGAUAGUUUUCACCUAGUCAAAAAGGUGCAGCCCUUAGUGAGCGCCUGCGAAGGUCGCCCCCCAGCCCUGCCACCUGCGGUGGUGGCCACCAAGCUGUCCUCCGUGGGAGAGAAGGCGUGUCUCCAGGGCCGCUCCACUAGGCCGCAUGGGGCCGACGGAGAUGCAGAGACACAUCGACUCCUCCAAGACCACCCCGAGACCGGGUGCUCGGCACUGCGCACCGAGGGUCCCCAGCCAGGCCGCAGAGCCCGGGGGCUCUGGUGGCGCACGCCUUGGCCCGCCGGCCCUGCUCGCCCCGGACUGGUGCUGGGCCACGCCAUCGUGAGGGUGGCGAACGCGCGGGUGCCCAGGAGGGGGGCCCCAUGCGCUUGUGUCCACGGGGAGGGGUAGCACAAGUUGGCGCUGGGGAGACCGAGUUCCUGCUCUGUGUGGUGGGGCACAGCUCUGCGUGGACGUGGGACUGCAGAGUUGGAACAGUGCUGUGAGGACAGCGGUUUUGUUUUCCUGAGUCGCAGGGCUUACAUAGUUUUCAUUAACUAUUCAUUCCAUCCGU
Mirounga angustirostris (Northern elephant seal) is the source of this 6302-nucleotide messenger RNA. RefSeq names its product signal peptide peptidase like 2B (gene SPPL2B). Gene Ontology annotation, biological process: membrane protein proteolysis. The record is from RefSeq and is a predicted model, not a curated record. NCBI's taxonomy places the organism in Eukaryota, Metazoa, Chordata, Mammalia, Carnivora, Phocidae. Bases 2255 to 3982 code for a protein of 575 amino acids. Gene Ontology annotation, molecular function: aspartic endopeptidase activity, intramembrane cleaving. The transcript has 15 exons. Gene Ontology annotation, cellular component: lysosomal membrane; lumenal side of endoplasmic reticulum membrane; cytoplasmic side of endoplasmic reticulum membrane.